Lactuca saligna is the source of this 834-nucleotide messenger RNA. The record is from the annotation of a GenBank genome assembly. NCBI's taxonomy places the organism in Eukaryota, Viridiplantae, Streptophyta, Magnoliopsida, Asterales, Asteraceae.
AUGGUAAGGAAUAUCGGUCCUUCAGUUUCUUUGUUCUUAUCCAACCUUUUCUUCUUCCAUCAAAAUCGUCUAGAAGGCCUAAAACCACCCCCACCCCACCGAUCGAUUUUGCUCCUUCUACUACGUUGUGGUGCUUUGGAGUUCCGGUGGGUAUUUACGUGUGAUUCUCGCGUCUCCCCCACCGGUUCUGCCUUAUCUUCCCCCCACCGCUUUCUCGCCACUCAUAUUCGGAUUUCACCAAGCUACAAACGGGACGACGCAGAUGACCAUCGACCGGACUCCGAUUUAGGUUCUCACGACGGGACUGGGAUCGGAUACGUUCCGUUGAGCUCUUCAAAUCCUCGAAUUUCUUUGAUGCUUCCACAGUUGGUUCUCACGACGGGGCUGACUCCUGAUUUGUGCCACCGACAGCAACCCAACAGUCACCGCCAACUAGAGCUUCUAACCCCUUUUCGCCUGCUUUCUCAAACGCUGCCACCGUGGGUUUGUACUGUUAAAAGAAAUGUGAAAAAGUUUCAGCAGAAAUUCAAGAGGGUGAAAGAUGACAUGGAUAAAUGGGACAACCUUCAUGCUCAAUUAGUAUCACAGUUUAGAAAUGCUUCUUCCAUCAUUGGAAGUUGCUCGAAAAGUCCCAAAAACUAUGGUUCCCUAAAAAACCUUGAUAACAUUAAAAAUACCAUCUUCACAAAACAGAUGGAAUCCCUUCAGAAGAUCUUGCUUUCAAUGACUAAAACUCUGUACGACCAUCAGGUAGCCAGCAGCCCUGUGUCGUUGUGUCGGUAUUGUUCAGCCCUAAUUCCUUCAACUCUUUCGUUCUGCUGGACAAGCUUUUGA